AUGGUGGCGACGGUUAAGCGAACUGUUAGAAUAAAAACCCAGCAAUCUAUCCUACCCGAUGUUCCACCUCCAGUUGAUAACUUUCCUAUGCGGAAAUGGAGUAUCCAAUUGGUUUUAUUAGACGAACAGGGAAAUGAGCUUUCUGCUAAUUUAUUUGAUAAAGUUGUUUACCAUUUACAUCCGACUUUUGCUAAUCCGAAUAGGACGUUUACGGAGCCACCUUUUAAGAUUGAAGAACAAGGAUGGGGUGGGUUUGAGUUACUGAUUAGUUGUCAUUUAUUGGAUAAAGGUGGGGAGCGGAAGAUAACGCAUGAUUUACAUUUUAUGAAAGAUUCUUAUGAGGUUGACCAUGUUAUUCAGGUCCCAAUUAAUAAGCCUUUGCUAAGGGCUGAGGUUGAAAAGAGCGGUCGUGUGGAUGAUCCCGUAGCGCCUGCUGGUUCUACAGGAGGUGAAAAUAAGCGUAAAGCUACAGCUGCAAAUGGGGAGACUAAAUCGAAGAAGGUAAAGACAGCUACGGCAUCUACGGUGAAGGGGUCCGUCGACUUGGAAAGACUAGCAUUUGGUUUGACUAAACUAAAUGAAGACGAUUUAGUCGGCGUCGUCCAGAUGGUUACUGAUAAUCUCACGCCAGAAAUGAACAUUACAAACAAUGUUGAAGAGGGAGAGUUUGUUAUUGAUCUGUACAGUUUACCAGAAGGCUUGCUUAAAAGUCUGUGGGAUUACGUUAAAAAAAACAUUGAAUAA
Eremothecium cymbalariae DBVPG#7215 is the source of this 744-nucleotide messenger RNA. RefSeq lists its product as uncharacterized. The record is from RefSeq and is a predicted model, not a curated record. NCBI's taxonomy places the organism in Eukaryota, Fungi, Ascomycota, Saccharomycetes, Saccharomycetales, Saccharomycetaceae. Gene Ontology annotation, cellular component: Swr1 complex; NuA4 histone acetyltransferase complex. Bases 1 to 744 code for a protein of 247 amino acids. Gene Ontology annotation, biological process: chromatin remodeling; regulation of transcription by RNA polymerase II. Gene Ontology annotation, molecular function: histone binding. The transcript has 2 exons.